AUGCAGCCAAGCAGUUCAUUUAAAAUUGAUUCGCAUGUGAAGGGAUAUCACGCUUAUUUAGAUGACUGGAAACCAUGCCAGGGACAAGUUCUGCAAGCAAUUCCAGAACCAAACAAUGCUGUAGAUAAAUACGCGGUGUGUGUCCUAAAAGAUGUGACCUCUCACGCGAAAAUGUAAACUAACGGCUUCCCGUUUUUGAACGGAAAUCCGUUCACAAGCCGUUUCUCAUCCGUUCAGAAAAAACUUGCAUCCGUUCGAACGGCUUGGGCGAUCCGUUUAAAAAGGAAGUCAAGCCGUUCGAACGGCUGUGUCAUCCGUUCACAAAAAUUGCCCAACCGUUCGAACGGCUAGUGUACCCGUUCAGAAAAAUUUGCAUCCGUUCGAGCGGUUUGGUCAUCCGUUCACAAAAAUCAUCCAUCCGUUCGAACGGCUUGUGCCAUCCGUUCAGAAAAAUUGUCUAUCCGUUCAAACGGCCGUGGCACCCGUUCAGAAAAAUUUGAAUCCGUUCGAACGACUUGGUCAUCCGUUCAGAAAAAUUAUCCACCCGUUCAAAACUUCAAUCAGUUGGAACCGUUCAUUCAAACGCUUUGGAUCAUAAUUAAUUUUACGCUGUUCAGAUGGCCUUAUGCACUGCCUUGUGGCCGGUCGUCUGCAAAACGAAGACACGAAAUGGUAGUUUGCGAAAUCUUGUUCUAGCCGUGCUUCGUUGCUUUCUUGCCGUAACGUAACAUUGAUCUUGAACCAAACAUGAAAUUCAGAACCGACCGAAAAAAGUCUGACAGAGCGACAAAAAUUAAUACUGUCUUGUGUAAACAACUGUUUCACCGCAAUUGUUGAGUCGAAAACGUGUUCCUCUGAUCCCAGGUAAACUACCAAGAAACUAUUGGUGGAAGUGGCGAUUUAACUCGUUUAAUGACCCGCUACCAGAAUCACGGGAAACAGUCUACCAAACGAAGAGAAAAGGGUUUUACCAGUAACACUUUCUGAUCUUUCUGCUCGCGAAUGAAAUUUGAGUCACUUGCAAAACUCGUUGCCUAGCAAGUGACCAACAUCCACUCAGUCAACUAUCUGAUGAUUUAUUUUUCGUGAACCAAAACUCUCGUCAUUUUUUAAAAGGCCUUAGAUUUUUUUGCAAAGAACAGUGUACAACUAUGGCAUAGUUCUAUGAAGCGACGGUUUGUUGCUCGUUGGCCAGCACGGGUGAGAAUCACGACAAGCGUGACAUCUCGAAGUUUUCUCUGGCGACGUGACACUACGCAAUUAAUUAGUUUCAAAACGGUCUAAAUGAUGCAAGCUUUACUUUCAUUCAUAAUUCGAUAUUCAAAAAUACUUACCGCUGCCGAUUUAUUCAUCGUGAUGUAAGCUUUUUAACAUUAUUUCUAUUCACAUUUUCCAUUUGUGAUGGCCAUAGCAAGUUUUUAUUCAAAACCAUCAAGCGUUUAAUCGCUCUUUUGUUGUUGUUUUCGGCAAACAACCACGACCGUCGGGCGACGCGUUGACGAGUAAUCUUUGCAUUUGGUGGUAUUAAGGCAUUUUUCGCUGUAAAGGUGAGCAUUUAGCGAGCGGUUUGCGUAGCGAAAGUAAUAAACAUUAAUCUUUGGUCUGUUCCGUUCGCAGCCAGUCAUUAACAAUCCGUUUGAAACAAUAUAUAAAUAAUUAUUGCUAAAACAUGAGCCGUUCUACAGUUAAUGGUUAUCCGUUAGUUCCAUUCGCAGCCAGUCAUGACAAUCCCUUCUCCCGUGCAUGAUCAUUCGUUCGAAAUUUUACUCGAGCCGUUCAGCUGUUCAGGUCUACCGUUCGAAAUUUUACUCGUGCCGUUCAGCCGUUCAGGUCUACCGUUCGAAAUUUUUUUUAGCCGUUCAGCCGUGAUUACCAUCCGUUCGAAGUUUUUGACGAGCCGUUCAGGACCAUCCGUUCGAAAUUUUACUCCUGCCGUUCAGCCGUUCAGGUCUACCGUUCGAAAAUUUUUUUAGCCAUUCAGACGUGAUUACCAUCCGUUCGAAAUUUUUCGCUAGCCGUUCAGCCGUUAUACCAAUCCAUUCAAAAUAAAUUAUCAGCCGUUCAGCCGUUCCGUUUCAUCCGUUUCAAACGGCUUCGUGGGCCGUUUCUUACCCGUUCGACAGCCGUGCAUUUCACCCGUUUAACGGAAAGCCGUUAGUGUACGUUUUCGCGUGAGAGGUCACAGAUGGUGAAGUGGUGGGCCAUUUGAAGAGAGGAAAACGUGGACACUUUGCUAAAACAAUCUUUUAUUUUCUUGAAGCAGACCAGCAUAGUUCCUGUAGUGUGACCAUAAAAGCUGACAAAGCUGUUAACUUUGGGGACGGAGAGGGGAUGCAAGUCCCAUGUAAGCUGAGAAUCUCUGGUCAAGAGAAAUUUGUCAACAUUUUGAAGAAGGAGUUGGAACGCCUUGAGAAGUGA
Porites lobata is the source of this 2418-nucleotide messenger RNA. The record is from the annotation of a GenBank genome assembly. Lineage: Eukaryota; Metazoa; Cnidaria; Anthozoa; Scleractinia; Poritidae.